UAAGCGGGCGUGGGGGCGCCGCUAAGCCGACGGUAGCUGCAAAAGGUGAUGGUGGUGGAUUCCACCAGGUGGAAGCCAACUCGGUCCCGCAAUUGCUCAUGCUCGGAGUGGACGCAGAAAGAGGCGAACAGAUGUGUCGAAGUCGGCAAGAGGGAUGUUGGCGACCAUGACGAGUGGAGCGGCGCCUGGUUGCUUGGGGAUUGCUGCUGCCGCCGCCGCCGCCAGCCAGCGAGCGGCGGAGCUGUGCGGAGCGAGGCAGUUGCUGGGAGGAGCUUCGUGUGUUUUGUAGGUCACCCGCCGCCGAGUGGGACUGCGGCGGGCUCCUUGCCGGCUGCUCGCCAGGCAGGCUGAGCGAGGAGGCGCUCUCUUCCAUGGGGCUGAGCGACUGGCUGGAUGUCUGGUGCUGCUGCCGAGGGAGAUGCCUGGGGGAUGCGGCGCUUCCGGAGAAGGAGCCCCUCGUCAGUAAUAACAACCCCUAUGCUUCGUUUGGAGCAACACAGUCAUGGGAUGAAGAGAAGAACUUGUGGAGCGCCCCUCAUGACAUCUCCCACACAGAAGCAGACGAUGACCGGAUACUGUAUAAUUUAAUUGUGGUCAGAGAUAGACUGGACAAAGAUUCUGAGGAAUGGCAAAAACUGAAUUAUGACAUCUAUACUCUAAGGCAACUGCGAAGAGAAGUAAGGAACAGAUGGAAACUGAUUUUGGAAGAUUUGGGAUUUCAGAAAGAAGCAGAUACCCUGUUAUCAGUGACCAAACGAAGCAUUGUCAGUGACUCUCAGAACAUGAGCAAAGCCCGCGAAUUCCUCUUGAGGCUGUCUGAGGAGACAACUAUUUUCCCAACAAGCUGGGAGCUUUCCGAGAGAUAUCUCUUUGUUGUGGAUCGUCUCAUUGCCCUUGAUGCUGCUGAUGAAUUCUUUCGAAUUGCCAGUGUAACAUAUCCAAAAAGGAUGCAUGCGCUGAAAGAUGGAGACAAUCUGAAAGUGGCCCUGUGCAGUUCUCCUCUGUCAUAACACUGUUCUCCUUGCUUCCCCUCGAGCUGGACAUGGAUGUUUGUUUUUGGAGGAAUGGUAUGAAUUUUUCUUUUGCAAAAAAUGUGCAUAUCUUGGAAGUGCGGGACAAAUUCAUCACAUUGUUCAGCAUGUGGCAUGACGCAAGCGAUAACCUUGUCUCAGGCCUCUUACAGUGACAAUAAUCAGACUCUGCUGUGAACGUAGCUGGUGCUAGGCCUACAGUCACCAUGAAUAUAAAAAGCAAAUUUGUUCUGGCAGUAGCAGCAACCCUUUGUACAAAGCACUGCUUCUUGUAGGUGAAACUUGCCCCGCACCCAGAACUCAAUAUGAUAUUCUGUUGCUUGUUGUUCCUUUGUGCUGUUGUUUAAGUGGACUUCUAAUUGAGGUAAGAAGUUGACUUUUUUAAAAAAGCUGUCAUGUCAUCAAGUUCCUCUUCUCUUCGGAGAACACCAUGUGUUGUGCCAGCAAAACCCCUCAUGCUCAUCUAUGCAUUUGGAGAUUCUCCAUCUAGUAGAUGUGGAUGACUCCUACUUGUAUGCCAACUUGGACAGAAUGUUGUGGGGAUCAUCAAUGUGCAGGAAACUGAAAAUGACUUCCGAGUGGCAGAGGAGAGACUUAUUCUGUCUUACGUAGAAUUGUUAGCUGGCGAAGAAGCAGGAAUUCAACUUCUGUUCCUUUCAAGCUGAUAUUUUUGCCAACAGAGAUGUAAAAACCCACCAUGGUUAUUUCAUACUGAGCCUCCCCAUCCAAGUACAAGCCCAUUGCUCCACUGAAAGAUCACUGUGUAAGCAUCUAUUUUAAGAUGUAUUAGAAAGCAAAGUGUGCUGUAUGGGAAAAUGUGUAAUAAUUGUCCUAGAUCUUGUGAUAUGACUACUGUUUCCAGAUGCUUCUUGUGCUCCAGUUGAUAUUUUAAACCGUAUAAAGCUUUCAGUGUGCUGCUGAACGUGAACAUUCUGAUCUCCCUAAGGUUUGCUCAGACUGAGUAUUCAGUAAUUGAAAUGAAUGAAAUCUACUGGCACUUCUGUCUAUUUUUCAUGAUCUUAACCAUGUGAACAAAUGUGCUUACUUUACAGAAGCCUAUAUUGUCUUACAAAACCUAAUUAUACAAACAGUUUUAAUAUGACCUAAAUAUAAUAUCUUUUUGUUUUGGUAAUGAGCAAUAAUUUUAAACUACAGAUGCUGAUGGCUCAUCACUUCUGUUUUAAAGCAAAAAGCUGCUGCUCCCUCCAGAUGGUAUGUGGAUACAACGGCUAACAAAACAUCAAGAUAAAUAUUACAAGUGUUUAUACCAAUGAUAUGCAGCAAUUCAUAUGAUGUGUGUUUUGUCAGUUUUCCUAGAAAAAAAAAUCCCUUUAUGUAUGGAUGCUAUACAUUGAUAUCUUAAUUUAAUAAACAAAGAGGUUCUAUGUGA
Hemicordylus capensis (graceful crag lizard) is the source of this 2421-nucleotide messenger RNA. RefSeq names its product melanoregulin (gene MREG). Gene Ontology annotation, biological process: melanosome transport; melanocyte differentiation. The transcript has 5 exons. Bases 372 to 1010 code for a protein of 212 amino acids. Lineage: Eukaryota; Metazoa; Chordata; Lepidosauria; Squamata; Cordylidae. The record is from RefSeq and is a predicted model, not a curated record. Gene Ontology annotation, cellular component: melanosome.